AUGCGACUGCAACACUGUUGUUACGUCCAAUCAGUUGGAAAAGUUCCAAAUUAUAAAACUAAGCCAUCGUCAACAAAUUUUCAAUCAGAAAAUGUUGAAAACUAUCUUGAAUCAGCUAUGCUUUAUCAAAAUGCAUCUCAGCUUCUUCAGAAACGUGAAGAAUAUGCUGUCGUUGAAGACGACUUUGGCCCAAUGUUGAGUCAAAUGUUGAUUCGCGGAAAGAAACCAUCGUUUUCAAAUCUAGUAGAAGCAUGCAGCAAGUAUGAUAAAGAAGAUUAUAUCAGUAUACAUCUCAUGACAACUGAAAAAUCUAAAAAAAAUUUUUUGCAAAAACGUAUUAACGAAGAUGAUGCUAAAGCAUACGCAUUUGCUAUUGCAUUUUACACAGGAGCAUAUAGUGAAAUGCUCAAUGUAAAUGCAAAUAUUUUUGCUCGUCGUUGGCAGCGAAACAAAGCAACAAAUGCAGAAAAUGUACAAGUCGAUGAUAAUGCUGCUAUGAUCAUGUAUUAUCUCAUAAAAGGUCUUUCAUAUAUUAAUUUUUAUUGGGGUCGAGUUGUACGCUAUGUUAAGUUGAGUGAGAAAGACCUUAAGGAUUAUCAACCCGGUGAAAUUGUUACAUGGCUUCAAUUUAGUAGUUCUGAUAAAGGUGAUGAUCAAAAUCCUAAACAUCUUCAAUAUUUUAAAGAACGCAAUACCAAAUUCAUCAUUCAUUCACUGACUGGUCGAAGUAUACGAGAUUAUUCUAAUUGUUCUCAAGAUGAAGAUGAAGUUCUAUUUUUGCCUCAUUCCACAUUUCUUAUAUGUCACACCGAAAUUAAAGAUAGAAAAACCAUUAUUUACAUGAGACAGCUUGAACUUGGUCUUUGCAAAUAUGUCAUCCUAUGGGUUGAUGAUCAUAUAUUUCAUGAAUGGUGGGAAAAUAAAGAACAUAUGGAAAAAGCAAGUACUCUUGGUACUCAAGUCAAUGUUCAUUUCAUUCCAAAGUCUACAACUGAAGGUGCAUUGGCUUUCCUUCAAUCUGAAUUUGGCAAACGAUUAAAGACUAGCAAUACAUUUCGUAUUGUUACUGAUAUGAAUCGAGAUAAUGAGAGUUCACCAAACGAUGCUGGUGUCCGUCUACUUCUUAAACUACGAAAGCUCGGAUUCAAUCAGAAAUGUCUUAUAUUUACUGGUGACGCAUCGGAAGGACGCAGGAAAUUAAACAAAAAUUUUCAAGGAUACCAAUCCAAUGAUAUCGAAAUAACUGAAAAUCCAGCAGAUCUCGAACGAUUCGUUCUUUUCAAAUGA
This is a messenger RNA of Rotaria sp. Silwood2, 1287 nucleotides long. The record is from the annotation of a GenBank genome assembly. NCBI's taxonomy places the organism in Eukaryota, Metazoa, Rotifera, Eurotatoria, Philodinida, Philodinidae.